AUGAUGAAGAAACAGUCAAACGUUGAAUUCAUAUCUUUUUCUGCAUCUAAAGUAUCUCCAUCAACGGAAAAUCAACAGCGGCAAUCAUGUCGAUUACAUUGGGCCGAAUCAUCGUGGACAAGAUGGAUACAGAUACCACUAUUUUUGUGGGUAUCACCUAUUCUUUCCCUGGCUAAUAAACGUACGCUUGUUGAAGACGAUCUUAAUGAUCUUUCCGCCAAAGAAAAAUGUUCGGUAUUAUUAAACAGAGUAAAUCAGCAUAGUUCUAAAUGGCCAGGCACAUGGAAUGUAUUCAUUAAAAUAUUUUAUAAAGACUUUUUAACGAGUAUGCUGAUUGUUUUUCCAUUUAGUAUAGCUCGUAUUUCACAGCCAUUGCUUCUUCGUCAAAUUGUUCUCUAUAUUGAAGAUCACUCAGGAUUACCCACUUAUACGGGUUAUCUAUAUGCUAUUGCUCUUUUCAUUGCUGCAAUUAUACAAGCAACCACUCAACAACAGAUUAUGUUUAGAAAUACACGCAUAGGCGUGCGAGCUCGUAAUGCAUUAUCAUCUGCUAUCUAUAAGCACUUGUUAACCAUCAAUACCGCAGCUCUUCACAAGACUACUGCAGCUCAGACGAUUAAUUUAGUAUCAAAUGAUGCUAAUAAAUUUGCAGAAUUAAGCAUUUACGUACAUGCUUUAUUAAUGGUACCUUUUGAAGCUCUUGCAAUGUUUGGCCUUAUUUGGUGGACGAUCGGUUUACCAACAUUAUUCGGCUAUUCAGUACUGUUUUUAUUAAUACCAAUACAGUUCAUUUUCAGCAGACAAUUCAGUCGAUACAGAAAGGCCACAAUGGUAUGUACAGACAAACGGGUGCAAACAAUUAAUGAAAUUGUCAACGGAUGUCAAAUUAUAAAAAUGUACAAUUGGGAAAAGGCCGUUGAGCAACGCGUACUUGAGACACGUCAAGAGGAACUUUCAAACGUUCGAAAAGCGAGUAGCGUUAGAGCUCUCAAUAUUGCUAUUUCGUUCGUAACGAUACCUUUGAUUGCUCUUGCGACAUUCGGUGGUAGUUGGUUAAUGGGUCAUACUUUGCUUGCAGAAAAUAUUUUCUCAACACUAUCAUUCUUCACCAUGGCUCGACUUCCGUUGACAAUUACGAUGCCAAAUUUUAUCGAAAAAUUUAGUGAAGCUCGUAUUUCUGCAAGAAGAAUUGAUGAAUUUAUGCAACUGGACGUAUUGUUAAAUAGAAGUGAAAAAACGAGAAAUGAAAAUGAUUCUUAUGCAAUUAUGAUGGAAAAUGCAUCAUUUUCUUGGAAAGAUGCUUCUUCGUUAUCUUCUCUCAAUCUGACAAUUAGACACGGUAACUUAGUUGGAGUAAAAGGUGCCAUCGGUGCUGGCAAAUCAACUCUACUAGCUGCUAUUCUCGGUGAGAUCAAUCUUGUCAGUGGAAAAUCACAAAUAAAUGCUACAUCGAUUUCAUAUGCUCCACAAUCGGCAUGGAUAUUUGCUGACACAGUGCGAGCUAAUAUUCUACUUGGUAAACCACUCGAUGAAGAACGUUACAAAAAUGUAAUAAAAGCAUGUUGUCUUGAUAUCGAUCUACAAAAUUUUGGUGAAGCUGGUGAUUUAUUGAUGAUCGGUGAUAAAGGUGUUAAUUUAAGUGGAGGACAAAAAGCUCGAAUAUCGCUUGCUCGUGCACUUUAUGCUGAUGCUGACCUAUAUUUACUCGAUGAUCCACUUGCUGCUGUUGAUCCUAAGGUAGCAAAAAAUAUUUUCGAUCAAUGCAUUGGUACAUCUAGUUUUCUUCGUGGAAAAACUCGAAUAUUAGUUACGCAUCAGACACACUUUUUAAUCGAAAUGGAUCAAACGUUUCUCGUAGAAAAUGGACACAUUGAAGAAUUAAACAGUGAACAACAAAUUACAAUUCAGCCAUUGAAUGAAACAUUAGAAACAGAUCCAGCUAAUAACAAGGAAACAGAUUGGAAACUUGGUACAUCUAUAACUGAUAUAAAUUCCAUUGUGAAAAGUGAACAAUCAGCUGACGGCGGCAUCAAGUGGAAAGUUUGGCUAGAACUAUUUACUGCACCCCCGUUACGUUGGUUUGGCUUUUUGUUUAUGAUUAUUUUAAUGUUAGGUAAUGAGGCGUUGUAUGAUUUUACAAAUAGUUGGCUUGCACUAUGGUCCAAUAAAGAUGAAAGUGAACAGCGGUUAUCAUUUUAUGCUUAUGUCUAUCUUGGAACUAUAUUGGCUACAUUGUUUGUUGCGUUGAUACGUGUUGGCUUUAUCAUUUAUAUUAUGUUAUGCGGUUCAACCCAUUUUCACAAUCGAAUGCUCAAUGGUAUCUUGUAUACAUCAUUACGUUUCUUUGAAAAUAAUCCAAGUGGACGAAUCUUAAAUCGAGCAAGUAAAGAUCAACAAGUAGUAGAUGAAUCAUUACCACUCGCUCUAAUUGAUACUAUGCAAUAUCUACUAUUAGCCCUUGGUUCUAUCGUAGUCAUUGGAAUAGCUAAUCCAUGGGUACUUUUAAUUCUCAUUCCGUUGGCUCCUACAGUUUUAUGGCUUCGUCGAUUUUAUAUGCGUUCUAGUCGACAACUCAAGCGACUGGAAAGUGUAACGCGUAGUCCUGUUUAUACAUUGUUCUCAACUUCAUUAGAUGGACUCACUAGUAUUCGUGCGUUUGAUGUUCAAGGUAGUUUUUUGAAUAUGUUCAUAGAAAGAAUCGAUGCAAAUACACGAGCUGCCUUCAUUCUUACUGCUACUACGCAUUGGUUUGGUUUAAGACUUGAUCUUACAGCAUCAUCACUCACUUUGGCUACUGGUAUUCUUGCCGUAGCAUUGCGCCAUCAAAUGGAACCAUCGACAUUAGCACUCAGUCUAAGCUAUUGCAUUACCCUAACAGGUCUCUUUCAAUGGGCUAUAAGACAAUCAGCCGAAGCUGAAAAUUUUAUGACUAGUGCAGAACGUAUUCAUGAAUAUGGUCAAUUAGUGUCAGAAAGCCAUCACAACAAUGGCGACAACAAUGCUCCAAUACAACCAGACAGUGAUUGGCCUUCUCGUGGUAUUGUAGAAUUUAAAGAUUACACUUUUCGUUAUCGACCAGAGCUAGAUCCAGUGCUCAAAAAUCUUAAUCUACGAAUUGAAUCCAAGGAAAAGAUCGGAAUUAUUGGUCGGACAGGUGCUGGAAAAUCAUCACUUCUUCAAGCUCUUUUUCGACUUGUCGAUCAGUCAGCAGUCAAUGGAUCUAUUCUUAUUGAUGACAUUGAUAUAGGCCGUUUGUCACUCGAUUAUCUUCGUUCUCAUAUAAGUGUUAUUCCACAAGUACCCAUACUCUUUUGUGGAUCCCUUCGAUACAAUAUUGAUCCAUUUGAACAAUUCACUGAUGAACAAUGUCUUACAGCACUUGAAUCUGUUCAACUCAAAUCAUUGGUGCGCAACCAUCCCGAUGGAAUUCAUAUGUUAGUGGCUGAAUCUGGUGCAAAUUUGAGUGCCGGUGAACGACAAUUGAUUUGUGUUGCUCGAGCCAUUCUGAAGAAGAGUCACAUAUUGUUGAUUGAUGAAGCUACUGCAAAUGUUGAUUAUGCAACAGAUAAGAUGAUUCAAGAAGUGAUCGCUGACAAGUUUCGUGAUCAUACUAUAUUAACUAUUGCACACCGAUUGAAUACUGUAGCCAACAGUGAUCGAAUUCUUGUAUUAGAACAAGGACAGGUUGCCUACUUCGAUUCACCUAGCAAUAUUAACUUGCUUUAA
This is a messenger RNA of Adineta steineri, 3726 nucleotides long. NCBI's taxonomy places the organism in Eukaryota, Metazoa, Rotifera, Eurotatoria, Adinetida, Adinetidae. The record is from the annotation of a GenBank genome assembly.